AUUAGGGUUGCUUGUUUUGUGCUGGCAACUCCUAAUGCUAAGGCAAAAAUGGCCGCCGUUAACGAAACGUGGUUACAGAGAUGCGAUACAUAUUUCUUCUUAGUUACAGCAACUCAUGGCCAGCAUGAUGUAGUCAACGUUACCAUUCCAGAAGGCAGAUCGUAUCUGACUGACAAAACCGUAUACGGAUUUAAAUACAUGUACGACUAUUUACUGAACGAUUUCGACUGGUUCGUAAAGGCGGACGACGACACGUACAUGAUCGUAGAGAAUCUGAAAUUUUAUCUGUCACAUUAUAAAGGCGAUGCACCGGCUUACUCGGGACUACACUUACGGCAUUUCUCACCCAACGGAUACAUGGCCGGAGGUCCCGGAUACGUUUUGAACAGAGAAGCAUUGAGACUGUUAAUCAAAGGAUUCAACUCGCCAGGUUUAUGUCGACUGACAGGAGGUGCUGAAGAUCUAGAAAUCGGACGAUGUUUAACCAAAGUUGGCGUUACCAUUAUUAGCAGUUUAGACAAGUUUCGAACCCAAACUUUUCAAGGCACCCGGUUCCAUUCCUACAUCGAUAAUACAGUUCCAUCCUAUGUACCGUUCUAUCUUAAAAAUAAAGAUAACUUGAAUAAAGUGAGUCGGUUCACAAUCAGUUUCCACCAUAUGGAUCCCAAUAUGAUGCACCACAUUGAUUUUAUUCUGUAUAAUAUUCAA
This is a messenger RNA of Lottia gigantea (owl limpet), 708 nucleotides long. RefSeq lists its product as hypothetical. The annotation marks the transcript as partial. The record is from RefSeq and is a predicted model, not a curated record. Gene Ontology annotation, cellular component: membrane. The transcript has 2 exons. Lineage: Eukaryota; Metazoa; Mollusca; Gastropoda; Lottiidae. Gene Ontology annotation, molecular function: N-acetylgalactosaminide beta-1,3-galactosyltransferase activity.